AAAAAAACACAUGAUGGAUGUGGCGCUGUGCCUCCUCUCGGUGUUGGCAGUGAUCUUGAGCCGCAAUGGCUGCCGUGGCCAGCCAGAUCUAGAGGAGGAUAUCGAGCCACACGAGUACAGCUCUGAUCUCUGCCCCUACCCAUACAGAGGAGCCCAGCUGCCUGAGGGCUGGACGGCGUGCAAGUGGCUGGAUGGGCUGGGGGAGCCACGAGGGCUGGAGAUGGGCCUGGUGGAGACCAACAAUGACCUGCUGAUCAUCGACCGCAUUGGCAUCACAAUGCCCAAGAUGGAGGCACGGAUCCUUGUGGCGGCCGAUGACGAUGCGUCUGGGGUAAACACCGGAAGGUGGCUGGUAUAUCCCUUCAUGAUAUUAUUGCGGAUGUUUGCAGGCCAUUGAUGCUGAGGGAGAGUUGGUGGAAUUAUGGAGAGGGGAUAUACCACUCAACCACGGUAGCCAGAUGGAAUAAUGGGACCCGCUGAUUCAUGAAUGGCGGUGAAUAUAGGCAUCGCUGUGUUCGGCGGUUUUCUCUUCGCGACCACUGAUCGCACCUGCUACCGGUGAAAACACACGUACACUGAAUGGAGUUUUGUGUGAGUAUGUCGCCUGGUGCAGGUGGCCGUACACACCCGGGCAGCGAACUCCUCUGGAUGACAGCGAGCGUGUGGUGGUGGUGCGGAAUAUCAACAAGGACGGAACAGGAGGAGCCAAAAGGGGACACACCACCAGGUAAUUGACAGAAAGACAGACAGAUGACCCCCUUUCCCCACCAACUGUUUUCGUCCGCUGUGCUGCAGGACACUCCUGUUCGGUCCCGAUGGUGAGCUCUACAUCAGUGUUGGCUCGUACGGCAACGCCGACCCCGAUAGCCACAGAGCUCGAGUGCUGCUGUAAGCGAAGUCAACGAGACACAUGCAAAGACUGCAAAGGACACCGCGCGGAUCUCAGGUGUCGCGACGUGACGUUGCCUUCGGAGGAGCUGCCUCGCGGGGGACAUGACUUCCAGGAAUGUGAAGUCUAUGCGGUGAGUGCCACACAUCCGGUCCUCUCUAAACUACACGGCACACCUGGCUCCUCUUUUUUCAUUGCAGGAUGGCCUGCGCAAUGCUGUGGGCCUCGCGUGGGACCCGAUGGGUAGGCCUUCCUUUAUCGUCCGCUCACGAACAUCCGUCAUGUCUCGGUCUGUGACUCUGUGUCUGUGCAGGUGUGUUGUGGGAGGCUGAUAAUGGGCCGGACGAGCUGUGCCGCCCCGACCUCGGAGGGCUCAUAUGGGAAGACAACCCCGCAGAAGAAAUCAAUAAACUCGACAAACCGGCGGCGUAAGGAAGAUCGACCGAUGCCGAGACACAGCAUACGACGGGCGUGUGUGAGUCCUCUGUGUGUGGUCCAGCCAUUACGGGUACCCGAUGUGCUUCACAGAGGGGAAGUUGCCAGAAGGCUGGGGGCUCGGCGAGGGCACACAGUGGUAUGUGACCACAAGAAAGAAGAAACCAUGUCAUUCUACUGUUCUGCCUCAGGGCAUGGACGAGUUUUCACCAGAAAUAUGGUGGUGAGUACGAUGAUGACUACUGCCGCAACCCCACCAAAAACGUGCCGCCGGCAUUCAACAUGCAGGCGAGUCACGCGUUCCUGCAUCCCUCUCCUUAUAUCCAUCUCAUACGGCUCGUGUCUCUCUGUUGUUCAGGCGCAUACGGCUCCUUUGGGCAUCGAGUUCUUUGGCGCGCGAUACAGCGACACGCCCUGCUACAACGGCACCACAACUCAGCCCGAGAGCCGUUCUGCUGUCCCUGGGGGCAGCAAUGCCACCAACGCCACGGUCCGCCCCUCUUUCGCUGAGCGCGUCAAGGCUCGCACUGGGGACGAGGCGCUCAUGCCGCUCCCAUGCUCAAUGUUCGGAGACAUCUUCGUGCCUCGACAUGGUGAGCAAGGAAUGUAUAGAACAUAUUCGACUGUUUCUGUCUUGCGCUAGGCUCCUGGAAUCGACAAGAGGCCGUUGGUUUCGAUGUCUUGCACAUAUCCAUGAAGUACGGCAUGCCGACUGGCGAAUCCCAAGUCAUCCUCCAGCACAGCCGUAAGCCGUCUUGACGUAUAUGGACAGUCCAUUCAUUGGCCGCCUCUCCUUGUGUAUCUGUCUGUGUGUGUCCCAUGAAGCGUAUAUGGCCAUGUGGAAGAACCAAAUGAGACCCGUCGACGCACUUUUCGAUCACAAAGUCAGCCAAGGCCCACAUAUAUAAUACUCUCCAUCCCCGUGUGUACGAUGUGUCCACUCUCAGGGACGUCUGUUGGUAUCGUCGGACACGAGCGGCGAGAUCAUUAUGAUAGGCAUCAACGGCAUCCAGCAGCUGACGGGACGUCCCAUGGACGUCGAGGGCCCUCUGUGCCAGCCAGAAGAACGGCCGGAGCAGGACAAAGGGGACGGCGCCGCAAGACGCCUGCGGUGACGGCGUCAUGGCACAGACAUGUGCAGCUUUCUCGAACUUUUUGGAGAAUGUGGCUGGUAGCGUGUGUGUGUUCCGCCUGUGUGAGGCGCAUCCGCAGUGUAGUGUGCACAGCCCCAUUCCCAGCGACUUCUUGUGACCCUAGAUGUCGAUAAUAUGCGUGUGGUGUGACGUGAAAUUUAUAAUGUGUUGUGCUCCUGUCAUCUGCGGUGACCUCAUGCUGCCUGUGUGAUGUCAAGUGUGGCUGGUGUUUUUCAAUGGACAAGGCAGUGCAGUGCGGGCCACUGUGUGUAUCAGACUGAUCGAUCAUCUCAUGGAGCAAGCGCUCGCUCUUGAAUCAAUGGCGUCUCCCGAG
This is a messenger RNA of Vitrella brassicaformis, 2791 nucleotides long. NCBI's taxonomy places the organism in Eukaryota, Vitrellaceae. The record is from the annotation of a GenBank genome assembly.